AUGGUUUGUCCUGGAUGUGUAAUUAUUCUGAGUCUAGGAAAGGUAGAAUUUGGUUGGGGUGGAAGAAUGAUAGAGUGCAUGUUGAUGCUAUUACUGUUCAUGCUCAGUUCAUUCAUUGUAUUAUCAGUACUCUUGAUUAUAGUACUCAGAUCACUGUGUCUUUUUUUUUAUGGUUUACAUAAUAUUCAUGAUCGGAAAGAUCUUUGGAGAGGUAUUGGAGCUAUUGGUUCUGUGUCCAUGCCCUGGCUUUGCACUGGGGAUUUUAAUUCUGUUUUGUUACCUGAAGAUAGAGUUCAUGGAAAUGUAGUAACAGAUUAUGAAGUUCGAGAUUUCAAGGAUUUUAUUGAUCAAAUGAAUUUUUCUGAGAUCAAAAGUAAAGGGUCUUAUUUCUUAUGGUCUAAUAAGGCUCACUCAGGCCCUAGAACUCAAACCAGAAUUGAUAGGGGUUUGGUUAAUAGUGAAUGGCUCUUUCAAUUUCCAAAUGUGGAAGCUGUUUAUCUUCCUCCCUCCCUUUCUGAUCAUGCUCCUCUAUUGUAUGAGGUUCUCCCUCCUGCUCCUUGUAAGGGAAAGCCCUUUAGAUUUCUUAAUCAUAUGCUUACUCACCCUGAUUUCAUGAAUAUAGUGGAUGAAAUUUGGAGUGAAGGUUUUCAGGGUAAUGCUAUGAAUAGAAUUUGGAGAAAAUGCAAGAAUCUGAAGGUUAAGCUUAAAGAGCUUAAUACCAAAGCUUAUGGUAAUGUUGAAAUGAGAGUUGAUUUAGCUCAACAGGCUGUUUUGGAAGUCCAGAACCAAAUGGCUAAUGAUCCUCAUUCUGACUUGCUGGUUCAGGAGGCUACUGCUAUUCAACAACUCAAAUACUGGAGAUUUGUUCAGGAGAGCAUUUAUAGACAGAAAGCUAGGGUGGAAUGGGUUAAACUUGAGAUUGUGUCUUUUUAUAAACUUCUCCUGGGUUCGAGCUCUUCUGUCCUUGAUGCUAUUGAUCUUAAUACCAUGAGAGCUGGGAAACAGCUUUCUGCAGAAGCUCAGAAUUUGCUUAUUAGUCCUGUGGUUAACUCUGAGAUUGACUGUGCAAUCAAAAGCAUCUCUGAUGAUAAAGCCCCUGGAACUUUGCAUCCUCAGUGGAAUUGUACAACUCUUACCUUGGUUCCUAAAAUCCAGAAUCCUUCUUUUAUUAUCUCCAAGAUCUUGACUGCCAGGCUUGCUCAAGUUGUUGGAGAUAUUGUUGAUGAAGCUCAAGCAGGUUUCAUUCCUGGUAAACAUAUUGGAGACAACAUCUUAUUAGCUACAGAGCUAAUCAAAGGGUAUACUCAUAAGCACAUUACCCCUAGAUGUAUGAUUAAGGUUGAUCUGAAAAAAGCUUAUGACUCCAUUGAAUGGAGUUUUCUAAAGGCUGUAAUGUUUGAGCUUGGUUUUUCUUCUGUGUUUGUUAAUUGGAUUAUGGUGUGCAUUUCUACAGUGUCAUUUUCUAUUUUGAUAAAUGGCUCUCCUUCUGUUCCUUUUAAAGCUCAGAAGGGUCUGAGACAAGGUGACCCCAUGUCUCCUUUCCUCUUUGCUAUAGGAAUGGAGUAUUUAUCCAGAUUCUUGCAUGAUUUGGCUACUGUACCUGAUUUUAACUUUCACCCUAGAUGUGAGAGGCUUCUUAUUACUCACUUAAUGUUUGCAGAUGACCUGUUGUUGUUUACUAGAGCUGAUGAGUGUUCUGUUCAGCUUUUGUUUAAAGCUUUUCAGAAGUUUUCUAAAGCUUCUGGUCUUGAGGCUAAUUUGCUUAAGAGUGAGGUGUAUUUUGGAGGGGUUGGCAUUGAUUUACAGGCUGCUCUUUUGAGUAGAUUAGGGUGGGCUUCAAAGUUUCUCUCUUAUGCUGGUCGUUUACAGCUCAUUAAGAGUGUUCUUUUUGGAAUUCAAACAUAUUGGGCUCAAAUUUUUAUUUUACCUAAGAAGAUUAUGAAGGAGAUUGAAUCUAGAUUUAAAGCUUUCUUGUGGACUGGUAAUGCUAAUCCUUCUAAGAAAGCUCUUAUUGCUUGGAGCACUGUUUGCUUGCCUAAAUCAUGUGGAGGCUGGAACAUUAUUUCUCUUCAUGAUUGGAAUAUCUCUGCUAUCUGCAAGAUCUUAUGGGAUAUAGCUCACAAAACUGAUUCUCUCUGGGUUAAGUGGGUUCAUAUUUACUAUUUCAGGUCAGUCAGUUUCUGGGAGGCUGAUAUUCCUAAGAAAAGUUCCUGGGUGCUUAGGAAAAUUAUGAAAUAUAGGGGGCUGAUUGAUGAUAUUGGUGGAUGGGAUCCUGUAAUGAGUAAUAACAGGGUUCAAAUCAUGCUGAUCUAUAAGAAACUCAAGAUACAGGCUCCAAAGGUCCCCUGUAAAAGACUUACAUGUAAUAAUGGUGCCUCUCCAAGGAGCAUCUUCAUCCUUUGGCUGGCUCUUUGGAACAGGCUGCUUACUAAAGAUAGAGUUCUCAAAUGGAAUCCUACUUAUGACCCUGUUUGUUUACUGUGUUUACAGGAAAAUGAAACUCCUCGUCAUCUUUUCUUUCUCUGUAACUAUUCUAAGAGAAUCUGGGAGAAGGUUUUACAACUUCUCAAAUGUCACAAGUCUGUUCAGGGCUUUGAUCAGGAAAUGGAUUGGGCUAUGAAGAGAGGUAGAAGAUCAAAUUCAAAUGCUAGGCUUCAUCUGAUGUUCUUGGCAGAGACUGUUUACAGCAUUUGGAUACAGAGGAACAACACUAUGUUCAAUGGCAAUCGUGAGCCUGCUGAAACUGUUUUCAGGGCAGUGGUUUACAGGGUUUCCUGCAGGUGUAAUGAGGCUGACAGACAGGCUUUGAUCUCUGUGCCUACUUAG
Messenger RNA from Chenopodium quinoa (quinoa), 2826 nucleotides. RefSeq lists its product as uncharacterized. Lineage: Eukaryota; Viridiplantae; Streptophyta; Magnoliopsida; Caryophyllales; Amaranthaceae. The record is from RefSeq and is a predicted model, not a curated record. Bases 1 to 2826 code for a protein of 941 amino acids. The transcript is spliced from 5 exons.